Messenger RNA from Microplitis mediator, 3297 nucleotides. RefSeq lists its product as uncharacterized. The transcript has 2 exons. The record is from RefSeq and is a predicted model, not a curated record. The coding region runs from base 1321 to 1818 and encodes 165 amino acids. Lineage: Eukaryota; Metazoa; Arthropoda; Insecta; Hymenoptera; Braconidae.
UUGUCGCUGUCGGGUGUCGAGCACUCGAGCGCGUCCCAACCUCCCAACAUUAAAAAAAAAGUGAAUCAUUCGUCCGACACCACGCCGUUCAUCGACAUUAUUAUUUUGCAAAAUAAUUCAUUCACAAAGUAUAUAAAUUUAUAUAUUUAUAAAAAGAAUAAUAAUAUAAAAGUUUAUUAUUAAUUAUAAAUAUUGUUGUUGUUGUUGUUGGAGAUAUUGGAGUCGGUGUAAAAGUGUGUGAGAGUGAGGAGGAUAGUAUCGAUUUGCCAGGGGUUCAAGUUAACGGUUUAUUUACAUGAGCUAAUGUUGUAUGUCUCUGCGCAUGCGCCCCCAGACCAAAACAAUAAUAACAGAGUGAAAAGGUUCAUGGCUGGCAGCAGCAGCAGCAGCACUCAGCAGCAACCAGAGCACCAGCAACAGCAGCACUAGCUAAAGCUUUUAAGAACAAGACCUCGGCUGGCUCCAUUUAUAUAUUAUAUCAAUAUAAAUAUAAAUAUCAAUAUAAACUCUAUUACGAUAUCAAAAGAUUACGGUGUCGUCUAAUUAACAUAAAUAUAAACAAAACAUUAAUUAAAUAUUAUUAUUAUCUGUGAGUUUGAUAAAAUAAAGUGUGUGAAUGUUUAUUUUUGUGAAGCAAUAACAGUUGAGUGUAACGUGUCCAAGCACAGCCAUCUAACAAUAUACAAACUCCAAUUAAUUAAUUAGAUAAUUAAUUUUUUUGUUCUCUGUGAUUGGACAUUUUUCUACUGUUUAUCAAUUAUUAAUUCCAAGUUAAUCGACUGAAGUUUAUUACUACUGUUAUAAUUAUUUAAUUGAGUUGGUGUGCAAACAACCUUAAGACAGUUUAAAUAAAAUAAUUUGAUGGACGUGUUACUUUCUCCAAUUGGUUUGUGAGAUUGUGAGUACGUGAAUAAUAUCAACACAAGACAUAUCACGCGUUUUCGCCGGGUGAAUCACGCGCACACUCGAUUGAUUACGCAUAGCUGGAUGUGUUUAUAUACUGGUAAAUACGUUAUUGACGUGUUAACUCAUAAAACCUGAAAAGAUAACAUUGAGCAAGUUUCGAAGCAUCUGCCAGUCACUCAAAAAUUUGAGCUGAGUCAGCAUACCAUUAAUAAUAAUAAUAAUAAUAAUAACAACAACAGAAGGAAGAAGACGCCGAAGGACAUUAAGCCAAAGACUACAUACCUCGGUUUCCUUGAAUUUGGGUAGAAAUAUUUUAAAAAUAAUAAAAUUCAGGUAUACGCAUAAUAUUAUCUAGUACAUAAGCAAUACUACCUGAAAAAUAUAUUUAAAUUAAAAUACAUAACGGAGAACAAUAUGCCGAGUACGGAAGAGAAAACGACGCCUUAUCUAAUUCAAGUAAUGCCAGAAACUCAUUACCGAACUUUAGAUGUCGAUCUAUUGGUAUCCCAGAUAAAGAAAAGCUUACGGUUUACAAACCUGAAGGCCAAGUCGAGCGUAAGCUCACACAAACCGAGAUCAUCGCCGUAUCUGAUUCCAUCACGCAUCGAAAGACAGGCCUAUUUCCACAAUCAAAAUAACGACAACAACAACAGCAAAACCGACGAAGAUGAUCCCUAUGAAAAGUUACGAGAACUGAUAAAACAGGGACGGCUUAUCAAGGAGGCGGUAAAAAAACUACAGAUGAUGAACUUUGAAAAUUUAUCAAACAAUACAGACAGCGAUGAUCAGGAUCGUCAUGACGACGACGACGAUGAUGAAAAUACACAUCAUCGUACUUUCCGGAGAAAAACAUUUUACUAUGACUCCGAGGACGAGCCCUUGCCGGCAGUGUAUGAUUCUCUAGAUCUUUGAGUUUACUUGUAAUUUGUGUUGUCAGUGUAUGCGUGCUAUUAAUUACAAACUAAUUAUUAGUUUAAUUAUAUUACCAUAAUAAUGAUGAUGAUUUAAAUAGUAUACGAAAAAGAAAAAUAAAGUUGCUGUGAAUAAUUCGCGUUAUUGAAGUGCGGAAAUUGGCUUGGAUGAACGAUGAGUUACUGACGAAAUCGUAUUUCUAUCGUUUACUCACCAAGUAUCUCUCUCUCUCUCUCUCACUCUACGAGUUCCUCUUUAGUCUGCUCACACACCUUAUAUUCCCCUGUUCCUGUCUCACUCUUUCCUCCUCAACCUCAUCCUUCUCUUCCACCUACUCGUGCUUUCCGCUCGGUCAUAUUUGCCAUUGUAGUCGCGCUGCCUGGUACCAUGUAUCCGACAAACGUACAAAUAUAUACAUAUACAUAUAUAUAACACAUCCAUACAUAAUACGCUUACAAACAUUGAUUUAUUAAUGUAUAUUAUAUAUAUGUACAUGUAGUACGUUACAACAAGCUGAUACAUUUAUAUAUUUUGAGGCCAUACUGAAGAACACAAGUUAGUCGUCUCAUCAAAAUUAGGCACUCAGCUGAACUCUUCCUUAAAUGGACAUGUUUGUAAAUAUUAUUGAGUUAUAAUCAUUUUUUUUUUACGCUUAAACAAUUAUUACGCUUGGUGUCGGUAGUAGUAGUAGUAGUAGUACAGUAAAUAAUAUGUAAUAAGCGUAUUCAUUAUCACAUUGCAUAUACUUAUAUCAGCUUAUACAUGAGAAAACUUACAAGCGUAAGAUUUAUUUAAAAUUUAGUCUAACUAAAUUUCACACGACACCAUUAUUAUAUCAAAACAUCUGUGUUUGUAAUGUUUUACAAACGCUGCUGGUGUUUUGUCGAUCAGACAUUCCAACGUAUUCGUCAUCGGCUCCAUUACCCCAUACUGAGUAUUCCGUUAGAAUAUAAUAUACAUAAUUAUAUUUUAUCCCAAGCAAUAAAUUUAUAGAAAUAUUUUAAAUUUAUUUAUCUAAUUAAUGGAUUAGUUGAAGAAGAGAAAAAAAAAAAAAAAAAACGUAAAUAAAUAAAUAAAAGAAAUGAUGACUAGUCUGAAGUGUUGAAGUAAGUUAUGUAAGCAGUAGAUCGAUGAUACACGUCUCAGCAAACUUGUUCAUUCUUGACAUCGAUACCCGUCCGAUAUUAUUAAUGUAGUUCUGAGAAUGCCGUAUACAUAUACAUAUAUAUAAGUUUUGUGUUAAAAGACGACUAGACUAACAUAAACGCUAUUCUAUUCUUGUAAAUUGUUGGUAUGGUAUAUAGAGUGUACACGUAUAUAGAACUCUAGUGUCUAGCAGACACACUUGAUACCCCCAGGCAUGUACAUAUGACCGCGGAGAUUGCCUAUCUAAAGAGUUUGUCAAUAAAAUAGCGGGCAAGUUAAGGGUGAGAGAGCUUUUCAGAGAAGUAAUUAAAAAAAAAAAAAAAAAAAAAAAAA